UUCAGCUCAUGGAGCGGCAAUCGCGCUGGCUGGCUGGCUGCAGUUGAGCCGAGUUGGAAAUGUGAACGCAAGAAGCAGGCUUGAUUUUUUUUCUCCCCCCUUCUCUCUCUCUCUCUUCCUCUCUCCCUCUUUCUCCUUUCUCACCCGCACUCACGCACACCUCCAAACCGCACACCCAGACGCACACGCACACCCCACCGCCCGGCAGUUAUGUAUUCUCCGCUCUGUCUCACCCAGGAUGAAUUUCAUCCUUUCAUUGAAGCACUUCUGCCCCACGUCCGAGCCUUCGCCUACACAUGGUUCAACCUGCAGGCCCGAAAACGAAAAUACUUCAAAAAACAUGAAAAGCGUAUGUCAAAAGAAGAAGAGAGAGCCGUGAAGGAUGAGUUGCUAAGCGAAAAACCAGAGGUCAAGCAGAAGUGGGCAUCUCGACUUCUGGCCAAGUUAAGGAAAGAUAUCCGACCUGAGUACCGAGAGGAUUUUGUUCUUACAGUUACGGGGAAAAAGCCUCCAUGUUGUGUUCUUUCCAACCCAGACCAGAAAGGCAAGAUGCGAAGAAUUGACUGCCUUCGCCAGGCAGAUAAAGUCUGGAGGUUGGACCUUGUUAUGGUGAUUUUAUUUAAAGGUAUUCCGCUCGAAAGUACUGAUGGCGAGCGCCUUGUAAAGUCCCCACAGUGCUCGAAUCCAGGGCUCUGUGUGCAGCCCCAUCACAUAGGGGUUUCUGUUAAGGAACUCGAUUUAUAUUUGGCAUACUUUGUGCAUGCAGCAGAUUCAAGUCAAUCUGAAAGUCCCAGCCAGCCAAGUGACGCUGACAUUAAGGACCAGCCAGAAAAUGGACAUUUGGGCUUCCAAGACAGUUUUGUCACAUCAGGUGUUUUUAGUGUGACUGAGCUCGUAAGAGUGUCACAGACACCAAUAGCUGCAGGAACUGGCCCAAAUUUUUCUCUCUCAGAUUUGGAAAGUUCUUCAUACUACAGCAUGAGUCCGGGAGCAAUGAGGAGGUCUUUACCCAGCACAUCCUCUACCAGCUCCACGAAGCGCCUCAAGUCUGUGGAGGAUGAAAUGGACAGUCCUGGUGAAGAGCCAUUUUACACAGGCCAAGGGCGCUCCCCGGGCAGCGGCAGUCAGUCCAGCGGGUGGCAUGAAGUGGAGCCAGGAAUGCCAUCUCCAACCACCCUGAAGAAGUCGGAGAAGUCUGGUUUCAGCAGCCCCUCCCCUUCGCAGACCUCCUCCCUGGGAACUGCAUUUACCCAGCACCACCGACCUGUCAUCACAGGACCCAGAGAAUUCAAGAUGGUUCCCAGCAUCCUCGGUUCUCCUUUCUGGAAAAUCUACUCAGCAAGCCCGCACGCAACACCGUCGACUCUUCAUUUCCCGACAUCGCCCAUUAUCCAGCAGCCCGGGCCUUACUUCUCUCACCCAGCCAUCCGCUAUCACCCUCAGGAGACGCUGAAAGAGUUUGUCCAACUUGUCUGCCCUGAUGCUGGUCAGCAGGCUGGACAGGUGGGGUUCCUCAAUCCCAAUGGGAGUAGCCAAGGCAAAGUGCACAACCCAUUCCUUCCCACCCCGAUGUUGCCACCGCCGCCACCACCACCGAUGGCCAGGCCUGUGCCUCUGCCAGUGCCAGACACGAAGCCUCCGACCACGUCAGCAGAAGGAGGUGCAGCCUCCCCCACCUCACCAACCUACUCGACACCCAGCACCUCCCCCGCAAACCGAUUCGUCAGUGUUGGACCACGGGAUCCAAGCUUUGUAAAUAUCCCUCAACAGACACAGUCCUGGUACCUGGGAUAAAAGUCGCAGCAUCCCACCAUCCACCAGACAGACCACCUGACCCCUUCUCAACUCUGUAACAUGGACGCAUCCUCAACCCAGCGCGGUUACAACUUCACUGUCAGUGGAAGGGGAGAAUCCAAUCAACUUGUACAUGGAAACAGCGAGCAUUAUGGUCAAACAGCAAAGGCCAUAACCUUUUGGGAUUUUUUUUUUAAAUACUUUAGGGACUGUUGUAAUUUUCUCAUAUGGUGCUGGAAAUGGUUGGGCUUUGUAACAUUGGGAGUGUUUCAUGGUAGCGUGAGCAUUAGGUGAUGUGGCUAGUGGAGGUCUACCCUUGCUCACUGACUUCCCAUUGUAACACACUUUCCUUACGGAGCCUGGCUGUUUCACAGUAUUUCAUGAAUUUACCCACACAGGUGUGAGCCUCCUUGAGUCAUCAGGAGGCGCAUAGAGAACGAAAUCUUUUGUAGUAGCUGAGAUCUGCAAUAUAUAACUUACGGGACAGUCAAAGGGCAAUGUUUUUCUGUAACAUAUUGGAAAAAGAAAAUGCAGUUAUGUUCCUUUUUUAUUUUUUCUUUUGGUUUGGUUUGGUUCAGCAGUCAGCAGUUAAAUAUAUAACAUGGCCCACAAGGACAGUGAAUCCACUCACGUUGCAGAACAAUUCCGAAAUGACAAACUACUACUACUACUAUUCAGUUUUUUAAAAGUUGUGAAAUGCUGCACUUACAUUUAAAAAAAAAAAAAAAAACACAUUUUUUUCAACAAUUUCAACAAUGACACACAAAUUCACAUGGAAAUGGGGAAGAUGGUCUGUUUUGACAGAAACUGACAGGAAUCAAUCAAAACAAUCGAAUUUUGAAAUGAGUAAAGUGCAAUUUCAUUGGAUAGCUAAAUAUCUUUGUAAGAUAGAGAUUGUUGAAAAUUCUAUUUUUGUUUUUCAAGUCCUUCCACCCCAGGACUCUAAAUUAUCGGGGUAAAAAACAGCCUUGCAAGAAAAAGGGGAGCUAUUUUUGCUUUUUAUGUUUUUUAUUGUUAAACUUGUAUCCCUUUAAAAACUGAAGGAAAAUUUAAAAAAAAAAAAAACAAAAAAACAAAUCUAAUGGUGCUUUUACCACGAUAUGUUAACUACAUUAAAUGCUAAUUAAUUAUUUUCUGUUAUCAAAGCACAUAACUAAAAUGAAAUCAUGGUAUCUGUUAAUUUUAUAAGCUAGAAGUCACUAUAAUGGAUUAUGCCAAUUCUGAAAAUUUUUACAUGUAUCCAGCAACAUAGGAUUUAUCAGUUUUCAGACACUUCAUUGUACCAGAGAUUGUCCAGAACUUUUCAAGACCUUUGCGCCCCUGAACUGGGCUAUGGGAAAAAAAAUAAUAAUAAUAAUAAUAAUAAUGAAACCAAUACUGACAUAAAUGC
This is a messenger RNA of Neomonachus schauinslandi (Hawaiian monk seal), 3184 nucleotides long. RefSeq names its product nuclear factor I A (gene NFIA). The record is from RefSeq and is a predicted model, not a curated record. Gene Ontology annotation, biological process: regulation of transcription by RNA polymerase II. Gene Ontology annotation, cellular component: nucleus. Gene Ontology annotation, molecular function: DNA-binding transcription factor activity, RNA polymerase II-specific; RNA polymerase II cis-regulatory region sequence-specific DNA binding. Lineage: Eukaryota; Metazoa; Chordata; Mammalia; Carnivora; Phocidae. Bases 211 to 1794 code for a protein of 527 amino acids. The transcript has 12 exons.